CUGGAGGAAAAGGUGCGUAUGCUUCUUGACCUCUGCUGACACAUUUCUUUUUUUUUUUCAUUGACUGGAUGUUUUGGAUGUGCAAAUAAAUAAAUGAAAUAAAAUAAAUACUAACAAAAAUUAAAAAAAAAAAAAAAAAAAAAAGGUUGAGAUGGGGCAGCUUUAACUCAUCAGCGUGCGUGCGUGCAUGACGCAGUGACGUCGCCGUCCCAGAAUGCAGUCUGGUAAACAGACAUGGAAGCACCAGGUGAAGACCUCCACAGAGGCUGAAGCUCUGCUGCAUCGCUCUUCUCCACCGUCUUCUGUCUGCUUCACCCAGCGCAUCCAGCUGAUAUACAUCCACCCGGUGGCACGGUGACGCCUACAGCAUCCAGAGCCUCGACUUCCUCUCCAGUGUGUGUGGCGGCCAACGAUCACCCAAACUGAUGAGGAUCGGCUGAUUGACUUAAAAAUAAGUUCCUUUUUUUCUUAUUUUGCCAAGCGGAAAGAAUGUCGGAAAGGGCCGAGGAUGACGUCAGGGGGGAGCAGCGCCGAGCGGCCAGGCAGCAGCAGCAGCUGAAGCAGCAGCAGCAGAUCCAGCGGGGAGAAGGCUCCACAGCAAUGGCGACUGUUGCGGAGCGGAGAUCCUUGCCUAGUCCAGAAAUCAUGCUGGGACAGCCUUGGAGCAACUGGGUCGACGCCGCCAAACUCCACGGCAACGACGGUGCUGAAUCGGAGGAAAGUUUCAAAGACUUCGGGAAAAAUCGAGAAGCCAUGCGUUUGUGCAGAGAAGACAUGCCCAUAUUUGGCCAGUGUCCCGCACAGGACGACUUCUACCUGGUGAUGUGCAGCCACUGCGGCCAGGUAGUCAAGCCCCAAGCCUUCCAAGCACACUACGAGAGAAGACACAGUUCGGCCAUCAAGCCAGCCUCCACCUCGCCCUUCCCCGUAUCGGGCAGGAACCGGAGCAGCGGCAGCGGACUUGGCCCGGGGCUGGGCUCGGGGUCUGUAGCUGGAGUGGCGAGUGGAGGCAUCCUUAGCCGAACUUCCGCCGCUGCAUCCAGCUUAUCGUCCUCUUCAGCGUCCUCCGCAUCCAAUCCCAAACUCCUCAAACCAGCCAAAGAGAAGCUGCCAGGCAUUCAGCGAAGAACCCCCUUUGCAUCCUUCAGGCCGCCCCAGCUGGACAAGAUCCUCACCCCGGCUGUCAAGGUGGAGAAGAUGCAUCUGAGGGUGGACUCGUCAGCUAAGCUGGUGCAGGCCCCGUCUGCCCCAGCCACCACCCCAUCCUCCUCUACAUCCUCCUCUAGCACCACUGUGAGCUCCAACACUACCACCAUCACCACCUCCUCCUCCUCAUCAUCAGCCCUUAAACCAGGCCUUAACUGUCCCUCCAUACCAAAGCCUCCAUUACUGGCCCCGGGUCAGAUUCCCAACGGCAAGGGCCACGUGUCAGUCCUCUCAGACAAGAAGCAGGACAGCAGCAGCAGUGCCAGUAGCAGACGCCACAUUAACAAGAAAGUGACAGAACGUGAGUUCAAUGCAGAUAUCCAUUGUGGCGUUGUGGAUAUGACAGCUCGGAAACCAUGCACAAGAUCCCUAACAUGCAAGACACAUUCCUUAAGCCAGCGGAGGGCAGUGCCAGGGCGGAGGAAACGCUUUGACACGUUGCUGGCGGAGCACAAGAACAGAACAAGGGAGCGGGAGAAGGAGAAAGAGAAGGAGAAGGAGAAGGAGAGAGACCUCCACCAACCCCAUUCCCAGCAAAACCCCUCUCUCAGGGACCCACACGCCUCCUCCCACCUCGCCGCUGCCCAUGACGCCCACCAGGUCGCUCAUGGCAACGGCCCCGCCCCAGAAGCCACUAAGCCUUUGCCACUCGGCAAGCCUAAAUUUCACAGCCCUGGUCUUCCACGACUAAACAGCAGUCACGGAGGUGGUACCCCCGGAGACCCUGCAGUAGUCCACGAGUCACCACACCAUGCCCAGACUACCCCCGAUGGGCUUUCCCGACCCUCCAGUGACGAGGGCGAGAACGAGGAGCGGGAGGACAGCGCUGACAAACUGGACUGUCACUAUUCAGGUUAUCACCCUCGACCGGCAGCUUACUGUACAUUCGGAAGUCGACUGUUUGGGAGAAGCUGUUACUCUUUUGACCGGCGAUGGGACAGAGUGCGAUGUGCCCUAACCACAAUGAUGGACAAGCAUGUCAACUCUCAGAUGUGGAAGAAAAUCCCCUUGGCCUUGGAGAACUCCUCCUCCGUUGCACCUACGCAUAGGACAAGCACAAAUUCCCACGGUAGCACUCCCUCUUCAGGCUUCCUGGGCCCCCCUGCCACCUUGCCCCAGACUCCUUAUAGCCAAUCCUACGAGGGCAAGUCCGUGCUCUCCUAUGGGACCACCUUAAAUGCCCGCAGCUCCCCACAGGGCGGGGCUGAGCACCCGGCCUACGGCAUUACGCAGGCCCGACAAGUGUCUUCGUCGCCGCAGAUGCCUUCAGCCCACUCGUCCUCAUCCUCUUCUUCUUCAGCUCCUUCCCUAGCCUCAGGCCGGGCGCUUAAGUCCCGUUCAUCCAGCAGCAGCACUACCAAGUCGUCAGCAUCCUUCAGGCCCAAGGAGAUCUCCUCUGGCCUCUCCACACCUGUCAUCCCCAACUCCAUUGGUGGGGGCGGCGGUGGAGCCAACAGUAACAGUAGCAACACUAGCUUCAGCUCGGGGAAGAAGAGGAAGAACAGCUCUAUACUCUCUUCAUCCCAUGGCCCCUCUGAAUCCUCCUCUACUAAUGCCAACUACUCCUCCUCCACUUUCAAGAAGAACUGUGCGAAUGUCGGCAGCUCAGGGAGCACCUACCACCACGGCUCAUUAGGUCCUUCAUCCUCAUCGUCAUUAUCUUCCUCCCACAGCGGAGUCCACAGCGUGGGGCUUAACUGUGGCCCCACCGUGCGGACCAACUCACUCAGCCUCAAAGCCGAGCCUUCUGGAGGUUCGGCGGGCGGCUCUUCGGGGCCGCAAGCACGAGGUCCUCCCUCGGGCAGCCCUGCAGAAUCCAUCAAGCGCAUGAGCGUGGUGAUGAACAGCAGUGACUCCACCCUUUCCCUGGGGCCCUUUGUCCACCACCAGUCCUCAUCCUCAUCUGACCACCACACCAACUUCAGCCACCACUCCUCAGAUGGGCGCCUGGAGGGCAAGAAGCGCAAAAGCUCUCCUGCCUCCAGCGGCAUUAACAGUGGAGGUGGGGGAGGAGUGCUCGGAGGAGGAGGAGGGGUAGGGGGAGGGGGAGGAGGGGUAGGUGGACCUGGACCAGGUAGACCCAAAGUGGCCAAGUCACCUGCCAUUAACAACAUCCAUGGGAAGCAUGGGCGGAGCAUUCCAGGGACACCAGGGCUACCCAACAACUCCCAUUUACAUCAGCCAAAGGCUCGUCCCUGACAGCGGUGUCCGGCUUCUGUGUAUGGAACCGGCAGGCGGACGGGGAAAAGUCCGGAGCAGUCCGCAUACUGCUCUGGGCUGCACGAGGCCUUCUAAAAUCAAACCCACAUUACUCUCAGCUUCCCACAAUCCUCAGGGUGGAGAUGAUCUGGACUGCCCAGUGAAGUCAAUGUGGUCCUUACUAUUUCUCCCAAAGCCAUGUGUGUGUGUGUUUGUGAGUGUGUGAGUGUGUGUGUUGGGGUGGGGGGGGGUGCGAUGGCACUGUAUGUAUAGCGUGGAGUGCCAGGGGUCUAAUGAGCGAGCCAAUGACCCCCCACGCAAGUGUUGUCCCAGUAUUCUGAGAGGUCUUCCUGUCUUGAAGUAGGAGGAACAAUAGCAACAGCCAUGGGUCUCUUGAGCUGCGGUUCAAAGCUCAUCGGGUUCAGGUUAAGGGCUGCCGCAACAAGCCGCCAUGACGCUGAGCGACUGGGGAGACAACAAGCCGAUCUCUUCCGCGUUUGUUAAAAGAAUGAGUGUGCGAAUGUGCGUGCGCGUGUACGAGUAUUUUUCUCAUGUCAGAUUCUGCUGGACUACUGGAAUUUCCAACUUAAUUACACCCCCAGCGCCUGAUCUCAGAAGCCUUGGAAGGAGAGCAGGAGGAGCAGCAAACUGUUACUUGCAACACCUUAAACAACACACAAUCACCUUGUUGUUUCACUUUUCGUUAAGUCUGACUCUCUCUGGCGACACGUUUUGCGUAAACCUCGGAUUACACACAGUAGCCUGAGAAGGAGCCCGUAGGGACGGUCUGGUCAAUUCUUUUAUUACCCAGAAUAAUUAUGCAAGUGUUACCUUUUUAUGAUUUCUUAUGAGCUUUUUACACUGAACUACAAAGAGUCUUUGUAGACGUGGUGAAGACAGUUGUGCUUUCAAAUGUGAAAAGGACGCCUGAUGUGCCCAUUCGAUUGAAUCUUUUGUCAGAGAGAUAACUUGGUCUUGAGGACACCUGUUAAUUUUCUGAAUCUCUUCAUUGUGCAAAACGAUCGCCACAGUAGACCUACCCCCGACUGUGAACAGCACUAAAUAACUACUUUCUCCACAGGCACUGCUUAGUUGUCCACAAAGCUAGCCAAAAGCUGCUAUCAGCUUUGCCAACUACUUUUUUUUUUAAACUAAAAGGUGGGCGGUCUUGCUCAUGAAGCGGUGAUAGUGCAUUGCCUGUGUGGAUAUGAAGAAAAAUCUGUGCAAACCGUAUUGUUAUUGCCACAACUUACCUACUUUUUACCCAUACAGCUCUGUGAAAUCCACAGCUGUUGUGGGCAGAUGUGAAUUGUCAUGUUUAUUUUUUUCCUACAUAGGGAAUCAGGUAUGGUACGUCUUAACUGGAGCAAACUUUAUGCACGUCACCUGUCUUCUGUGGGUUUGAUUGUCCCUCCUGUGUGUGUAAAACCACUACCCAAGCUCUGGGUGUUACAGUUUCAAUGCCUCACCGUAACAUUAUGUUGGUGCGUGUGUUGAGGAAAGAUUUGUCAUAGAAUGGAUAACCAGGCAUUAUACUCUAUUCCUUUGUCAAAAAUGGAGUCUUAAAAAUCAGGCAAUACUUGCCCAUCUCGUCGGGAUGUUUGCGUAUUUUGAGUGGUCUCGAGUGGGUUUUAUGGUGCGAGAUUCAUGGAGAUGGCUUCACGGGACAUAUUUAAACUUUUGGCAACACCUGUUGAUUUAUGGAACCUCCACUGAUGUCAGUGUGGAAAAGUAGAGGAGACAAUUCUUUUAAAAAAAGAUUCUUAAUUUAGCUUUUUUUUUUUUUUUUUUUCUGGUAGCCUAAUGUAUCAAAACAAGUAUUGAAGUAUCCCUAUUUGAGAAUACAUAUUUUGUUAAAUUGUACAUAGUGAAAUGUGUAUUUUUGCACAGGCAUUUUUCGUACACGCUGAAUUUUUGGUACAAUUUGAAAAAAAAGUCAUUAUUUAUUUAGUAAAAAAGAAAAAAAAGAUGACAAGUCAGAGAACUUGAUUAUUUGAAGUGGUUCACUGCCAAGUCUAUAUAAUGCAAUACGCCUAUAUGUAGAAGCUGAAGCAUCUCAUGAAUCGUGUACUGAGAUCCUUUAAGGAACAAAGGUGAAGUGUUGCCACUGUAGCAUGCGUCUGUAUGACAGAGAUUACCUUUAUUCACUUUUCAAGGUCUCAAUCACAUGUGCUUUUACAAGACAUUUUACGUUGCCUAACUAUGAAUCACCACGACGACGACAAAAAAAAAUUACUAUAUGACCCAAUUAGCCUGUGAUUUUGAAACGUCCUGCAGGCUUGAAGCUGUGCCCGUUGUCUAAACAGUUUCCAUGGACUCUUCAGUCAUACACUUUGUAGACCUUAAACCACAUUUCACAAUUGAAAAACACUUCUUUUAUAAAAGGCUGAAGGGACUUAAAGCAAUCAUUGCAAGGAAGAUGAACACUUCAAACAGUCCAACUGCUUGCAUCAUCGUUGCCAAACAAGUAAUUUGAAUCACCGCUUUUAAAUAAAUAAGUUUGCAGCUUUUAAAAGAAAUAUCAAAUUAAGAAAGUGCCUGAAUUUGUUUCACCCUGACUGUUUGAGGACAGUAUUCUUUGGGUUGUUUUACCUUACUUGAAUGUUCGAAGUGUUUAGGCGUUUGCUUUUAAAUCUGCCUAUGAACCCUAAAUAUGGUAAAACCUGAGCUUGUCAGCGGCCCAGUCUGAAACACUUUAGUGUUGUGUUGUUGCUUUUUUUUUGGGAGGGAGGAAAGGGAGGGGUAUCCAAGUUUUCCAGACAAAACGUGGAGAUUUUGUUAGCCUCAGUGUGGCUUACGCACCCUCUGGUUUACUAGGAUUUUUACGUAGAACCCUUCAAUCAAGUGUUUUGUUUACCCUCAAACUCCACUGACAUCUUGGCAUUGUUUCCAAUAGAUGGAAACAUUGUGAGGAUGUUUUUUUACUAGCACCAUAGACUUGGAAUGUGAAAGUGAAAGAGAAUACAGCUCGUGUUUGGGAGGAGAAAAUAAAUCCACCAUUCAUACUAUGUAAAAGCGUGUAUAGAUUUUUUUUUUUUUUGUAUACAUUAUCAAAAUCAUUUUCAGCUGGACUUAUGUAUUGGCUGCUAUGUAAUUCAUGAACAAAACAUAGGUUAGAAUUAAUAUUUAAAGAAAAAAGAUUGUAUAGUAUAUUUGUUUUGUAACAGGUUUCUGUAAAUAAAAUAAUUUAUACUGCUAUUUAUAUGAAAUGAUGUC
Sebastes umbrosus (honeycomb rockfish) is the source of this 6621-nucleotide messenger RNA. Its product is annotated as ataxin-7. The transcript is spliced from 13 exons. The record is from RefSeq and is a predicted model, not a curated record. Bases 490 to 3405 code for a protein of 971 amino acids. Lineage: Eukaryota; Metazoa; Chordata; Actinopteri; Perciformes; Sebastidae.